This is a messenger RNA of Callorhinchus milii (elephant shark), 4082 nucleotides long. RefSeq names its product prominin-1-A. Gene Ontology annotation, molecular function: cholesterol binding. The coding region runs from base 438 to 3023 and encodes 861 amino acids. The record is from RefSeq and is a predicted model, not a curated record. Gene Ontology annotation, cellular component: prominosome; cell surface; microvillus. The transcript has 23 exons. Lineage: Eukaryota; Metazoa; Chordata; Chondrichthyes; Chimaeriformes; Callorhinchidae.
CAUUUUACCAGCUGACACUUGCCUGUGGGUGUGUUGACCUAGGCUUUCUCUACGGAUGAAGCUUUCUGCUGAGCAUUAGUUGGACGAGCUGAGACAGCUGAAUCUUGAACCACCUCUUCAGUUGUCAUUUUCUGUUAUUGCCAGAGAUGGUGUGCUAAAGCAGCUCUGCAGAGAGCGUGAAUAGCAAUUCGCUGCCGUUUGGAAUCAGAGUGCAUUUCUGAAGACUGGUUGAAGGACUGAGAGACCUCCACAUAUUUCGCUUCAGAAUAUUGAUAUGGAAGUUGUAUGAAAUGAUGCAAACACAGAAGUGAAGAGGCGGAAAUUCAUCCAGAAUAUUUUGUUUUCCUGCCGUGGAUGAAUAACACUUUUCUCUUUCAGUUAGCUCUAAAGAGGAAAUCUGUUUAGGAUUUUGAUCUGGUGAUUGUACUUUUGCAGUCAUGGUUCGAGCAGUGGGAAUGCUUUUGCUGAUGCUUUGUAGUAGAACUGGAGGUAAAAGCCAGUCACGGAACUACAUCAUUGAACCAACGGAACUGAAUCUUGGGGAUGUAUUUGCUGGAGAAUAUGAAACUAAUAUAUUUUAUGAUCCUGGACCUAUAGGAAUCCUAUUUCAGAUGGCGCGUGCUUUCCUAGCAGUAGUACAGCCAAAUCCUUUUCCUCAUGAUAUUGCGACUGAGCUAAUAAAGCAGAACUUUGGAGCUGUACUACAACAAUAUCAAAGGAUCAUCUACUAUGAGAUCGGUUUCAUCAUAUGCACAAUUCUGGGUGUGGUGUUUGUUCUACUAAUGCCUCUUUUGGGCCUAUGUUUCUGCCUGUGUCGUUGCUGUGACAACUGUGGAGGGGAGAUGCACCAGCGACAGAAGAAAAAUGCAGAUUGUAGGAGAAGCUGCUUUGGAACAACCCUGUUUUUCGUUACCAUAAUUAUAACGGCAGGAGCACUCUGCACAUAUGCAGCCAACCAAAAUCUAACUGACCAGCUUAAAGGAGUCAGGAAAUUGGUCAACAGCAACUUUAAAGACCUACAUACUUUCAUCAAUGCUACACCAAGUCAAAUUGAUUACGUCAUAAAACAAUACAACACCACCAAAAACAAGGCUUUAGCAGAUGUUAACAAUAUUGGGCCUGUACUCAGCAAUAUGAUUAAGAAACGUUUGGCAAAGGAUAUUUACCCUGCACUGGAUGGAGUCUUACACAUGUCUGGAACUAUCAAGGAAACCCAGGAAGCCUUAGAGAAUGUGAGUCUCUCCCGUGAUGUCUUAAAAGAUGGAACCGAUAAAUUAAGUACUUCCUUGACUGAUUUGCAAACCAGCCUCGGUGACACACUGAAUGAUCCAACAUGCAGGACACCAGGAAGUACUCAGAUCUGUGACUCCAUCAGGAAUACACUCCCAAGUCUUAGUAUAAAUGCAGAUUUCAGUAAGUUACAAGGUGUAGAAUCUCAACUCGCCAAAGUGAAAGAUGUGCAGAAAACAAAUUUCUCUGACUUGGUGCGAAAGGGAUAUGCAGCAUUGGAUAAAACUGAAGAAAUGGUACAGAAUGAAACCAAAUCUAUUCGAAAAGAUGUACAUGAUGUACUGAACCGUAUUGGCGAUGUUCUUGCAGGCAUUUCCAAUGACUUGCCUAUUCAGAAUUUACUUCAUAGUUUAACUGAGUACCUCGAAGAUUUUCAGAGUUACUUUCAGCAGUAUUAUCCAUUGGUGGAGCAAUAUGACUUUUACAGGUGGCUUGGUGGUGUUGCAGUCUGUUGUUCGGUGUCGUUGAUCCUUGCUUUCAACUAUCUUGGUUUACUAUUUGGCUCCUGUGGCCUUGACAAACAUGCUUCUCCAACCACGCGAGGCUGCAUAUCGAACACAGGAGGCAGUCUUCUCAUGGCUGGAGUAGGGAUCAGUUUUAUCUUUUCCUGGCUUUUGAUGGUGGUCGUUGUGGUCACAUUCAUUGUUGGAGGAAAUGUGGAAAAACUUGCUUGUCAAGCUUUAAAAGAUAACGAGUUAUUUAAGGUUCUGGAUACACCCUAUUUAUUGAACUCUGAAUGGAAAUACUUCAUUUCAGGAUCUCUGUUUUCUGAUUCCAAUAUAAACAUCACUUUCCAGAGUGUAUACACCAAAUGCCACAGAAAAGUAGGAAUUUAUUCCGCUUUACAGCUGGAGAAUUUAUUCAGCAUUGAGGAUCAAAUGAAUGUCAGCAUGUACACAUCUGAGCUACAAGCCAAUUUGAAAAACAUUAAUGUGGAUUUAAGUAGUAUAGUACUUCUUGACCCGGAAGUGAAAAAGAGCCUUCAGAAAUUUGAAAAAUCUGGCAUUGAUGGCAUUGAGUUUGAUGCCUAUAUUGCAGAGUUACGCAAAACAACAACAAAAGUGGAUCUUUUGACGUAUGCAAAUCAAUUGGAUGAAAAGGCAGAAAAAUUGCCUAGAGGUGCAUUAGAGAAUGCGCUUAAAGGUCAUGCAAACAAUAUUCGGAAAAUCCACAAUGACCAAGUCAUUCCUCUGGAACAAACUAUGACAUUAAUGAUUCAGAACAUUGAAAGGCUACAGACUACAGCAUCUGAUUUGUCGGUAAAAGUGGGAAAUGUAGUUGAUUCUCUUGAAGCUGCUCAGAGCCUAAUUAACAACAAUGGCACAAGCAUUGUAGCACAGGAAGCUCAGCAAUACUUGAUGAGAAUAAUGGGCUACUUCCAAGAAUAUGUAGAAUGGAGCAAAGAUGUUAUCAACAAUGAGGUUGCAGACUGCAAGCCAAUCGCAAAUGUGGUGGAUACGCUUGACAUCGUAUUGUGUGGCUUUGUGGUGGAUUCUUUGAAUGGUUUCUGGUUUGGUCUCGGAUGUUGCUCAAUCUUUUUGAUUCCAAGUAUUAUUCUUGCUGUGAAACUAGCAAAGUUCUAUCGACGGAUGGAUACAGAAGAUGUGUAUGAUGAGAGGAGCAGAACCAGGAUGCGUUUUGGUAGACACAUCACUUCAUCUGUUUCUGUGCACCCUAUGGAAGAUCUCCAUAUAAAUCGCCUACAACGCGUUAGUCAACGUGCACCUUAUUAACUUACAUUUUGAAAUUAAUUGGGGAAAAAAACUGUUGAACAACGGUUUGGGAGAGCAACUUGUUUUUAAAUUCAAUGCUUAUAAACAUGAUUGAAUUAACAUUUACAGAAGUUCUCCAUGUGAUAGGUGAAGACAAAUGGUUACGCCUUUUCUUCUCACGUCACAUUGCAUUUUGUACCUUUUUAUUUUUGUUUUUUUAUUCCAAGCAGUUUUGUGGCCCACUUUCCUGCAUCAACAACAUGUUCCAUUUUCUAGUCACAAGUGGUGGUUUUUAUUUUCCUAGUUUAAACACUCGAUACUUUAGCACUUUUGUUUAUUAAAUGUUUUAUUUUGUCUUAGAAAUAAUUUGAAAUAUGUAAAAUUUUACGCAUCCUGUUUUACGUUUCAGAUUAAUUGUAUUAUAAUGCUGAUGAGUGAAUAGCCUUUAAUUAAUUUUAUGUAGGUUGUUUUGUAUAUUUAAACUGUAUGCUGAUCAAAUUAAAUAUUUUAUAUGCUAGGGAAGUUAAAUUAAUUUAGGAAUGUUUCAAUUCAUAAUACUAUUAAUGGAAUGCCUACUACAAUUGGUGGAUUUGUGAUGCAGUCUUAUAUAGAUAUUGCUGUUCAAACUACUCAAGGUUCUUUGUGAGUGGGAGAGGGGUUAAUCCAAGAAAUGGUUUAUUGCAAUCUGUCAAACUGUUCUAUUAAGCUUUUUGUUAAAUGUAAUGCAGUUUUGUGAAGAUUAGUUUGCAAUCUAACUGCUGAAGAAAUACAACUACUUUUCCAAGUUAGACCAUAACAUGUAUACAAUGCACUGACGUACAAUAAUUUUGUUAACCAUUUAUAAAAUGAUCUUACUACUGCUAUAACCUUGUGGUAACCAUGAACAGAAUGCGUGCUCCAAUUUAUCUUUAAUGUGUACCAAUAUUGAACGUAAUUAAACUCAACAACUUUGUCUCUGGUAUUAUGUAUAAUUCAGGUUUUCUCAUUGUAAGGUAGAAUGUGCAAACACUGUAUGCUUUAAUCAAAGUUUUUUUUAGACUUGAAUUUGUAUAUAAUGCUCACAGUUGUAGAUUUACAGAA